This is a messenger RNA of Nomia melanderi (Alkali bee), 3207 nucleotides long. Its product is annotated as band 4.1-like protein 4. The record is from RefSeq and is a predicted model, not a curated record. Gene Ontology annotation, cellular component: cytoskeleton. Gene Ontology annotation, biological process: actomyosin structure organization. Lineage: Eukaryota; Metazoa; Arthropoda; Insecta; Hymenoptera; Halictidae.
CACUGCCCUGAUCUGGCGCGCCUCGCUCUCCGCCGGCUGGAUCCUCUCCUCCUCCUUGCUCCUCUUUCUGCUCCUCCUGACACGUUCCGCGCUUCCAGUCUAAUCCACCGGUGUCAUCGAUCGCCGAUCCGACUUCCUUCCUCCGCGUUGAUUCUCCCUGCGCGGUCAGUUCAAGUCGCGGCGAGCCGAGACCUGGCGAGGCGAGGCGAAGCGAGGCGAGGCGAGGCGAGCCUCCGUUCGUUCCUGUCGCGUUCGCCCGCCAGACCAAAAUCACCACCUGACAUGUCACAGUGCACGCAUCAGUACCGUGCCGACUGCUGCUGGCACUCGUGCGACCAGUGAGCAAACGGAAACUUACAUCGCGCCGAUUUCCAGUCAGUUCACGCCACCGGUUAAGACCUCGUUCGCAAGCGUCGUCGGUAAUUUUCGUGGUGUUCGCGCGCGUUCGUGGAAUAUCGGGGAAUUUCUGUGGAUCCUCCGCCGCCCGGUACCGGAAGUGUGAUGACCCUUCCAGUGAGACGUGCUAUACCGAUCGACGCGACGAUACCGGCUCUUCGAUCUGGGAUCUAAGUCGCGUGGACAAGGAUGACCGAAACCGAUGAGCGGAUGAACGAGUAGAACUAGGAAGGAAUCACAAGGGAAACGAGGGCUGCUGAAGGAAGAGAUGGUGGUAGAGUGGCUCUGUCCUGGACUUCGGCCGGCCGGAAGCCGUAGGCCCCGUCUUCUGCACUGCAAGGUGAUACUUCUCGACGAGCACGAACUGCUGCAGGAUGUUUUAAGCUCGAACCUCGGUCAAGAGUUGCUGGACAGAGUGUUCAGGCAUCUGAAUUUAUUGGAGACCGCAUACUUCGGGCUGCGUUACUUGGAUCACGGCAAUCAGACGCAAUGGCUCGAUCCGAGCAAGAAGAUCGGCAAGCAGCUGAAAAUCCAGAAAGGAGAUCCUAGCUCGGAUGUCCACACCCUCUAUUUCGGCGUGAAGUUCUACGCGGCGGAUCCCUGCAAGCUUAUCGAAGAGAUCACAAGGUACCAGUUUUUCCUGCAAGUCAAGCAGGAUAUUUUACAAGGAAGACUGCCAGUCUCGUUCGACCUGGCAGCGGAACUGGGAGCCUAUGUAGUUCAAUCGGAACUGGGAGACUACGAUCCAAGACGACAUUCCUUAGGCUACGUUACCGAAUUUCGAUUCUUAGCCAAUCAGACUACAGAAUUGGAGAACCGUAUAGUGGAACUUCAUAAAACUCUUGUAGGACAAUUACCCUCUGCAGCAGAGCUGAAUUAUCUCGACAAGGUAAAAUGGCUCGAAAUGUAUGGGGUCGAUUUGCAUCCCGUAUUGGGUGAGGACAGUGUGGAAUACUUUUUGGGCCUGACACCGAGCGGGAUAAUACUGUUGCGUAACAAGACCAAAGUGGGAAAUUACUACUGGCCUCGGAUAAAUAAAAUCUAUUAUAAGGGUAGAUACUUCAUGCUGAGGGUGAGCGAGAAGAAUUCCGAAGAGAGGACGCACGGUUUCGAGACACCGUCAAAGGGUGCCUGCAGACACCUGUGGAAAUGCUGUCUGGAGCACCAAGCGUUCUUCCGUUUAAUGGCCACUGGCCCGCCACCUUUGAGCCCUUACUCCCGUUUCCGGUCGUACAGUCCGCCGUCCGGAUCGGAGAAGCACACGAUGAUCAGACGGAAUCCGCCUCCGAUUUUCCAGAGAACCCCCAGCCGUAGGGCUCAGCGACGCGUGGUCGAGGGCCAAGAGAUGGUUGGCCCGUUCGUGGAAACGCCUGCCGCUGUCAACGUUAAUUCGGCCAGCAACCCGGCCAGCGGGAAUGUCUUGUGCAAUACGCAGAAUGCCAGACGGGUGAACAAUUCGAGUCCCAGGAGCACCAGGAGCGCGCCGUGGACUCAGAGCCAGCCCCGAGGCCUUUAUACUUCGUCUAGUCCUCGGUCUGUCCGCUCCGCGGGAACAGCACCGGCACUCUUGAGCAGGCUCCAGCGAAGGAGUAGCUCUGUGGAGAGCCAAAGUUCAGGGGACAGCCAUAGUCGCGGUGGUCAUCGUAGGAGAAGUCAUAGUCAUAGUCACCGAAGACACAGUCGUCAUUCAGACUGCGAGUCCGAACUGUCAAGAGGUUCGGACUCGAGGUCAGGCCAUCGUAAACACCGCAGGAAGCACAGAAGCUCUCGUUCUUCUAGGCACGAAUUGGUCGACUCCGAGCCACAAUGGAGGGAAGCUCAGAAACGAAAGGGCGAAGGAGUUCAGCGAGCCGUUGUGAGCCAUACAGAACCUAGAAGGAGGCAUAGGAGUAGACACCGGAGUCCUUCUCAGAAGCAACCAUUGCCAGACGAGCUUAGGAAACAUUUGGAAUUUGGGCUAGUCGACACGACCGGAAUGAGCGAACAGCAACGGCGAGAGAUACCGUAUACGGUGGUUCAAUCGCAAUCUGUACAGCAAUGUCCCUUACAAUCUAGCAAUUCCCGAUUGGACGAGGCAGACUCGUCGUCUCUGCCUAGAACAAUCGGAUCCAUUGGCAAAAGAAACAGAAGAAUGAUACAGCAUAGUCGCGAUGGAAGUUAUAAUUUGCCACCGACCAGGCCGGGUCAAGUCGAGGCUAAGUACUACGACGGUAGUAGGAGCGAGUGCAAUAUGAGGAAGGACUUUUAUUAUACUCGUAACAACAGAAUAUUGAUAGGCAGUAACGCGGACAGUGGCCUCGGGGAAAGCACACCGCAGGAAUUUUCAAGCUGCUGCUCAAGCUCAGCCGACAGCGCUAAGCCCACCCGUGUAACGCAAUUGCAAUUAGGGGGAGAGGUACGCUAUGAACUGUCUUCAAACCAAGAAAUCUACCCUCCUGUUGAUACUACUCUGGAUGCUGUUCUGCAGCCCAUAAUAUCAACUUUAACAAGGAGGCAACGUCACCAGCCGAAAUGAGCAUGAAGCUUUAAAUAAAUACAAAAUAGACAUUUAUGCACAUAUUGUAUAUUUAAGAAAGUUUUUUAUACCUCAUUCAAAUUAAAUAUCAAUAAUCCCAUCAGUCACUGAAACUUAUGAAAUGAACCAUAAACAAUGAAUUAAAUGCGCAGCACUUUUAUUCCUUAUUUAAAAAAAGUGUCCCUAAUCUUAUCUAGUCCUUUAUUUAGCUCUCCUUAGAUGCCAUGUGCCUCAUUAAAUUUCCUAUAAAUUUUUCCAUCUUCUUUAAGUCCUGUGCUAUCUCUGUUUUAUAUUGU